Messenger RNA from Physella acuta, 747 nucleotides. RefSeq names its product endothelin-converting enzyme-like 1. Gene Ontology annotation, biological process: protein processing. The record is from RefSeq and is a predicted model, not a curated record. Lineage: Eukaryota; Metazoa; Mollusca; Gastropoda; Physidae. Gene Ontology annotation, molecular function: metalloendopeptidase activity. Gene Ontology annotation, cellular component: plasma membrane.
CCGUUCGAUGAGUACAAUUACACGACGAAUAUGUUGAGGAUAAUCCAGUUUUAUCAUAGCGAGUAUUACCGGGGUCGGCUAACAAGGACCUCGAGGGACGUGGAGUUAUCGGCCUUGUGGAUCGCGUCUAGUAUUCCAGAUAAUUACAGAUCGCGGGCCGGGCCCAUUGUCUAUCCAUUUCCGGUUCCACAGCCUAUAAUGUACGGAUCCCUGGGAACGUUCUUGGCAUCAAUGGUAGCGGAGCAGCUCGGGAUAGCGAGAUUGCUGGAUCACCACUCGGACGGUCUGAUCAACAACAGUGUUAUCCUGGGUCUGGGGGUUCAGCUGAACGAACUAGUCAAGAUGUAUUCAGAGAUGGACAUACUGACAUACGGCUCGGAGGUUUACAAGGCCCAGGCUGAAGAAACCAGAGACCAGCAACUUCGAGAUCACCUGACACUCAAGCUCUCGUUUAAGGCGUGGAAACAACUGGACAGAGAUUUAGAGUCGGACCACUUCAUACCUGGCCUUACCUUCACCCGACCUCAGCUCUUCUUUAUUGCAUUCGCCCAGACCCAGUGUGAGAAGGUGAGCGACAGGGGGAUAUUGAAGUACUAUGUGGAGGAUAAGAAGAACCCAGCCAUGCCUACACAACAAAGAGUCAACGGGGUGCUCCGAAAUUCGGUCGACUUCGCUGAAGCUUUUCAGUGCUCAGACAACAAGUACAUGAACUCCAUGGAUAAAAUACAAAUAUUUGGCUAACUUUUA